UUAGCUAAAACACCAAUAUCAUGCAAGUCCACUAUAAAGAUACUUAAAAGUCCGCCUUAAAAUAAUAUAAACUCUUGAUAACACGAAAGCUUCCUGCCCACUUUCUUCUAUCAAAUCUAUAGUUAAACCAAAAUAACCACCUAAAUGUCCGACGAAGUGCCUUCGGGAAGACUGUCACAGAUCUUUGAUCCACUAACCAAUUUACAACAACCCUCCUCUACACACUAUCAACAACAAUUGGCUAUAAAUCGUAGACGUUCUGCAUCUUCUUCACCCUCACCCUCUACCUCGGGUCGAGCGACACCAGCUUCUUUGGGUGGUGGCAGUAAUGGCAGUGGUGCUAGCAGUAGUACAAGUUCACAUUUUCAACAUUAUGGGCAGCAGCAUCAACAGCAGCAGCAAAACUAUCAGUAUUUAACACAAACUCAUAAUUAUUUUCAUGUGCGUACACAGGAUGUAGGGGAGAGAGAGUUGGGAGGAGGUGGUGUCGGCGGAGGUUUUGGUGUGGGACAUGGUGUUCAUAAUUAUUUACAUACUUUUCCCUCUACCCACACUCCCAGUCAUCUGCAGCAGCAACAGUUAAUGCAGCAGCAUUAUCAUCAGUAUCAACAGCAUUCUGCAGCUCCUAUGAUGCCUUCAUCUUAUUUGCAACAUACACAACAGCAGCAACAUUCUUUACCACCUCAGUUAUAUGCCACCUCUCAGUCCUUAACAGCUUCUCCUUUAUUAACUAAAAGAGCUAUAUCGUUUAGUGGUCAAAUUCCUUUAAAUAGACAACAAAUGGAUAAUCUUAAUGUAUCGGCUGCGGGUCAUAAACAACAUCAGCAGUUACAGCAAACGGCACAAUCUACCCCUAAUAGUCCACGUUUAAUGCCUCGAAGGCAAGCUAAACCCCCUCCUAUACCGGCUAAGCCGACAAGUAUACCCAGUACUUCAUCUACAACUAGUUCCAGUAGUAAUAAAUCGAAUCAAAAAGAUGGUAAUGGAAUUAUAAACCCAUCUUCUUCAUUGGAUGGGGCAGAUGCCCCUUGGCCACAUUUUUCUUCUUUAACGGAUUAUUUGGAUGUACAUCAGGUUAAUAAUUAUGCUCAGCCAGUGCCAGAGAUCAAUUGGCAAGAACGUUGUUUGGAAUUACAAUUAGAGCUGCAUCGUUCCAAGAAUCAAGCGGGACGUAUACGUGAUAUGUUAAGAGAAAAGGUAAGUGCUAAAAGUUAAUUUACAAUAUUUUUAUAUAAAUUUUUAAAAUAUUUUUGAAAAAAAUUAAAACAAAUUUUUAAAAAACUUUAAUUUCCAAAGCUUAUGGCUUAACAGUUGGGCACUGUAGUUAACUUUAAACUUUGUUGUAAGAAUGGUUUAGGUCUUAAGAUUUGAUACCCUUUUAAAGAUUUUCAUUAUCGUUUUUAGUUUAAAAGUUAUAAAUGAUUUUCUCUUUAAACCCCCUGAAUUAAUAUUAAUCAUACGUACUGUUGUUUGAAAAUUUUAAAAUCUCUAUAACUUUGGCUAGAGAAAAGCUAUUGAUUGAUUUCAAAUAACAUAUUAAAGCUAAAUAAAUAAAGUUUUAUAUAACGUGUAAAUUUAAACCUAUGAAUUAAUAUUACUCAUACGCUCUGGUAUUUUAAAUUUUUAAAUCUCUGUAACUUUGCUUAGAGAAAAGCUUAAGAAAUUAUUUAAACGCUAUGUUAAAGCUUAAAAACAAGAGACUUAAAUAAAAUAUAAGAACAUUUUUGAAAAAUUUUUACAAUCAAUUUUUUAGUUAAAAACAAAACAAACUUUUUCAUAAACAUUUUGUUUUAAAUAUUUUGUUUAAACUUUUUACACUCUGUCGAAAUAUUGUUUGCUGCCACAGAGUGGAACAACAACAACACAAGAAAUAACUGCUUCAAAACUUUUGUUGCAUAUAUAAAUAUUUAAAUAAAACAUAAAUCCUUUGUUGCUACAACAUAACAGAGAGGAGCUGGAGCAGCAAAAAUAAAUGUUGAAAUAUAUUUAUUUAAAUAGUUUCAUCAUUUAUACUACUCCAGUUUAUUUUUUCAUAUUCCACUUCUUUUAUGCAUAAAUAAAUAACAUGCAUAUGUUUCCGUUUCCUUUUCAACUCGUAACUUCAUAUAUAAUCUUUUGUUUUGUUGCACUCUUUUUUUUCUUGUUGUAUGAUUAUUUUGUACAAAAAAGUUUUUCCAUACAACUCAACUGUUAAAGCCAUUGUUAAUGCUGGCACUUCUCUUCAGUUUUUUUUCUUAUUUUUCUACCAUUCUGUUUUAUUAUAUUUUAUUUAUAAUCUUUAUGCUUCAUUAUACCGGAACAAGUAAUGUUUUAUUUUUUUUUUUCAUAUAAAAUAAAAUAAAACAAAAAGAAAACUGCUAGAAAACCAACUGACUUUUUCCAAAGUAAGUGAAUGCAUAAAUGUCUGUGUAGUGAGAGAAUAAGAUGGAAUAUUUAAAAUCAAGAGGCUCCUUUAAAACAUACAUGACCACUUACACAUGUAUGUAUAUGACAAACUCCUCUUUACCUUUUAUGUCAAUACAUAUAUUGCCAACAUUCUAUAGUAUGUGUAACUUUAAUUUUACUGGUAUAUGUAUGUCAUUCAUUCCAUUCAUUCGGUUAAAAAACAAACAGAUUGUCAUUUCACCGGAAGGCAUACUUUUUUUACUACUACAGAUUUAUACCACUAUAUAUGGAACAGUCGAGGUCAAAACAUGUUUAAAAAAACAAAUUAAAUUACAGUAGACAAGGGUCAUAUCUGAGAUAAACUACGGUGUAUACUACAUACUAUUGUCUGCUGAAUAGACUAAAUUGUAGACUGGACUAGACUUUAAACUAGACUAUAGACUAGAUUAUAGACUAGACAAUAGUAUAUACUAUAGACUAGACUGU
Lucilia cuprina (Australian sheep blowfly) is the source of this 2871-nucleotide messenger RNA. Its product is annotated as probable serine/threonine-protein kinase tsuA. The record is from RefSeq and is a predicted model, not a curated record. The transcript has 2 exons. Lineage: Eukaryota; Metazoa; Arthropoda; Insecta; Diptera; Calliphoridae. The coding region runs from base 145 to 1215 and encodes 356 amino acids.